Leishmania mexicana MHOM/GT/2001/U1103 is the source of this 2277-nucleotide messenger RNA. RefSeq lists its product as hypothetical. The record is from RefSeq and is a predicted model, not a curated record. Bases 1 to 2277 code for a protein of 758 amino acids. Lineage: Eukaryota; Euglenozoa; Kinetoplastea; Trypanosomatida; Trypanosomatidae. The transcript has a single exon.
AUGCUGUUUAAGGCUUCCGGCGAAGACUACGUGUCUCUACGCGAGGUGUGCAGCAUUUUUGAUGCGUCGACAAGAAGGACUGAGCCCAAUACCGUCGACAUCAACUCGCUCAACAAUGAAGCGAUAAAUACGGUAUGGACUGAGCUGCUUCUCUUCCUCAACAGCUGUAGCAGUUCGGUAGGCAGAUUCGUUGUGCACAAUAUCGAUACGCUGUGCAGCAUGUCUGACGGCUCCUGUGAGUUUCUUGUUUCUCUGCUUUUGGCGGGUGUUGCAUCGAUUCUACGCUACUAUUCUCACAUGGGCGAUCGAGAAGCACUUCUGGAUUCAGUUUCCGUCGAAUUUACCGUUCUCAACACCGAGCUAGGGUCGAGAGUCGCCGACAGUCUCCAGUUUUUUGUGGAAAGAGCCCUGAGACUGACAGUCUCUCGCUCACGCGAAGACAACUUCAAGGCAGCAUACGAUGAGCUUAUUUCUUCCAUACACUGCAUAGGGCUCUCUGACGACGACUGGAUGAAUACAAUCUGCGGCGAGAUUGUAGACGGACAUGAGAUGCUAUGCGACAAAUAUAUGGAUGCGGCCGUUUCUGAGGGUCUCAUCUCACCCAUAGUGCUGCUCAUCGCUCCUCCAGAGCCUUCUCUGCGUGUAGCUUUGGAGAAACAAAUUUUGGACAGCUACAGCAGCGAGGCUCUACGAGUACAAAGUGACGGAGAAUGGAGGCACGGGGAGUUUAAUAAAAAGGAACCUCUUGUUUUCAUCUGCAGCUCUUAUUGGCUUGUUGAGCAGAUGAGUGUGCCGAAGGGAGAUGGCUUGCUACACCGGCUGAACGUGCAGAUCAUAGUGCAUGGUGGGUUCUGCGAAAUCGGGGACUCCACUGAGGAGGAAAUUCUGCGCUGCGUGAUCGCCCUGAGAAGCUGCGGCAUUCAAUGGGAGGAAAUGCGAGUCAUGCAGCACAAGGCACCGUCGUACUGGCGACUGGAAGAACCUGUAAGCUUUCGAAGCAACAGCGCACUGGCGCAAGAGUGUGCCAACGUGCUUCUCCUUCUGUUCCGCCGCUUUCUCACUCCAUAUUCUUCUUUCAGCAAACAGCCGUACACGUCGCUUCCGCGCGACAUUUUUUGCUCACGCCGAGGGUGGGAUCUCUACCACAGGCUGACGCAAGCGCUGCGUCUCGCCGGGGUCCUGGCGCCUGAGUCGGCUGCUCCCUUCGAAACGAUUGAGUUGACGGUCUUGGGCCGAUUUUUAUCGUACCGGUUUCGAAUCGGAGAAGAGGUGCUGAUCGGUGACACGCUUACUGUCACUGAUGGAAAAGCCAUUUUAUGGGCGUUUUUGUUUCGUCAACCGCUAAACGUUCCCCUCGACGUUAUCAAAAGCUGUCAUGCGUUUGAUUCGUGGGUGGAUGCUGCGGUUGCAAACUUCUGCAAAGCGUACCGACUGGAGUUCGAACCCGAGGCGAGUACACCACGAAAAGCACUUGUUGCGCAGCUGGCGCUUUUCGGAAUUGGUGACUGUGCCGUUCGGGACAGAGUGCACUAUCUCCUUAGUUCACCCAGUGGCGUUCGGCUUCCGCUGAGACAACACCUUGUCACGGCAGCGCCUACAAGCUGUCGUGGAUGGUACGAGCAGGCUCCCUUGAAUGCAGGCCUUGCCCUGGAGAAAAAAGAGGUGAAUGUCUUCUGCCUACCCCCUAAGUCGGCAUACUGUGAGCUGGAAGCGGUGGAGAAGGGGGUGGGUUUCCACAUACAGUGCCCCAUGGAGCUUUCAUAUCCUCUUAUUGUUGCACAUUCAGUGCUGCACAUUUCGCUGCACAAUGUUUGCGUUUUCAGUGAAACUGCUGACCCAAGCAUUGUGACUCCGCUCCCUACACACCUUUUGGAGUCGGGCGUGAUGUCAAGCUUGUUUGAAGUGACGAGAGGCAAUGCUGGUUUCUGGCUCGACGGCGUCAUGAAUGAAAUUGUGUUGACGUCCUCUGCCUCCUCUGUGCUUGCCCCUUUGACGCUGCAAGGAAGGCAAUACAUACCAUACUGCGAACGUGCGCUUUUCACGCGAAAAAGGCUUCGGGAGGAGAGAGAGACAGUCCAAGUCGGCAAAUCGGAAGACUUCAAAGGCACACUUCCGCGAACCGCAGCGGAGCGCAGCGCUGUGGAGGAGCUGGCGGAGCUUAUCAGGACAAUUGGGCGAGAAAAAGCAGAAAAAGCCGUCCGUGGUAAGAAAGGAUUCAGCUUUUUGGAGCCGUCACAUGAGCUUUACCCAUUCUACCUCUAUAAUUUGAAGCUGUGA